AUGGAGCCUUUGGCGCGAAAGGUGGCGGAGGAGAGCGAUCACAUGGUCGAACUCGGACAGAUUGAUUGGCGCACAUUCCCCGAUGGGUUUCCAGACUUGUUCAUCAACGACGCGUACGAUGUGCGGGAUCGGCACGUGGCGUUUUUAGGCUCGUUUCACACGCCCGAGGUCAUCUUUGAGCAGUUGAGCAUCAUAUACUCGCUGCCCAAGAUGUUUGUCGCAUCGUUCACGCUCGUGCUGCCGUUUUUUCCAACUGGCACCGCCGAGCGAGUGGUACGCGAGGGCGAGGUCGCCACCGCGGUGACGUUGGCGCGGAUUUUGAGCAACAUUCCGCCCUCGCGCGGGGGCCCGACGAGCACCAUUAUUUUCGAUAUUCACGCUCUUCAGGAGCGAUUUUAUUUCGGCGACAGCAUCUUGCCAUGCUUCGAAAGCGGCAUACCGCUCUUGCUCGACCGUCUGAACGAGCUCGAAGACUCGAACAACGUCGUCAUCGCGUACCCAGAUGAGGGAGCGUACAAGCGAUUCAACUCCUUCUUCGCCGCCGCGGGUUACGAGUGCAUCGUCUGCACCAAAGUCCGCGAAGGCACCAAGCGCAUCGUCAAGCUCAAGGAAGGCGAACCGAUCGGGCGCCACGUCGUUAUCGUGGACGAUCUCGUACAAUCCGGUUCCACCCUGAUCGAGUGUCAAAAGCUCUUGCACCGACUCGGCGCCGCCAAGGUGUCCGCCUACGCCACUCACGGCGUUUUCCCCAAUGCCUCCUGGAAACGUUUCACCUCCACCGGCGCCGGCGGCCAGGGUUUCUCAAACUUUUGGAUCACCGAUUCGUGUCCACAAACCGUCGAGGCCGUUCGAGACGCCGAGCCGUUCGAGGUAUUAUCCCUCGCCCGCGCCAUCGCCGACGCCCUCGAGGUGUGA
Messenger RNA from Ostreococcus lucimarinus CCE9901, 915 nucleotides. RefSeq lists its product with no specific name. Lineage: Eukaryota; Viridiplantae; Chlorophyta; Mamiellophyceae; Mamiellales; Bathycoccaceae. Bases 1 to 915 code for a protein of 304 amino acids. Gene Ontology annotation, cellular component: ribose phosphate diphosphokinase complex; cytoplasm. Gene Ontology annotation, molecular function: magnesium ion binding; ribose phosphate diphosphokinase activity. The transcript has a single exon. Gene Ontology annotation, biological process: purine nucleotide biosynthetic process; 5-phosphoribose 1-diphosphate biosynthetic process. The record is from RefSeq and is a predicted model, not a curated record.